CGGCCUCAUUAUCAAUCAACGUGAUUAGACAUCCCUUUGCUCACACACGUUCUCUCAAAACCUACUCGUGCGUUCUCCAUGCGCUUGCAAACAGAUCAUUCCUCCCUCUGAACCUCCAUAAGACACCUCACCAGCAGCCUCGAGCGUCUUGCUUCGCUCGACCUCCUUCUGGACGCUUCUUGUUGCCCGAAUCUCCGUUGUCACGCCCGCUCUUAGAGCCCAAUUCGAGUCCGUCCGUUUGCGACCCGCUGCGGGACACCACCAAAGACGAGCACAGCACGUAGCAGGACUUUGCAAUCCCAUCACUAGUGACCGCCGUGUUCAGACCCAUCGCCAAUAAGCGACGCUCGACGCUCUCAAACCGUUCACCGUCUUCCUAGUUUGUCCUCACAAGAACCGUCAAGGUGUUUUCCUCGGCCUUUUUUCGCGCGCGUUUCCUCCCGCUUCGCUCCUCGGUUUCUUUUCCCUUCGCUGCAUCUGCCGCUGCUGCUUUUGACCAUCACAGUACGGCGACGACCACUUCAGCAGCGGGCGGAUUGUCGAGAGCCACGGCACAUCUCCAAAACCGCGGCAUGCAUUCGAAAGUUGCCAUCAUCGGCUCCGGGCCAGCUGGCCACACAGCCGCCAUAUAUGCUGCCAGAGCCGAUUUGCAGCCAACCAUGUACGAGGGCUUCCUGGCGCUUGGCAUCGCUGCCGGCGGGCAAUUGACCACCACAGACGACGUGGAGAACUACCCUGGCUUCAAGGAGAUAAAGGGUCAGACGUUGAUGGAUCAAAUGCGCGAGCAAUCCGAAGCGUGUGGCACCAAAAUCAUAACUCAGACUGUGGCGAAGGUGGACUUUUCCUCCCGGCCCUUCAAACUAUGGCUUCACCCAAUGGGCGAUGAGGAGACGAUCGAAAACGAAGAUGAACCUCACACUGCCGACGCAGUCAUAAUUGCCACGGGCGCAAAGGCUCGCCGUCUGAACCUGCCAGGCGAGGAGAAGUACUGGGGUAACGGUGUGAGCGCGUGUGCUGUUUGCGAUGGCUCGCUGCCCAUCUUCCGCCAAAAGCCUCUUGUAGUGAUUGGAGGCGGUGACUCGGCCGUUGAAGAGGCAAUCUACUUGACUAAAAAAGCGAGCAAAGUCACCGUGCUCGUGCGCAGGAACGUCCUGCGAGCGUCGAGGGCGAACGCGAAGAGGCUUGCAUCAAACCCAAAGGUAGAGAUCAAGUACGACACUGUUGCCACGGAGAUUGUCGGUGAGGACAAGCCGAGGGGUCUGAUGACGGGUCUGAAAAUCAAGAAUGUGAAGACGGGCGAGGAGGAGCUGAUCGAUGCCAACGGACUGUUCUAUGCUGUCGGACACGACCCAGCCACGCAGCUGUUUAAGGGAAAGCUCAAGAUGGACGAAGAUGGUUAUCUGAUUACGGAGCCCGGGCGGGGUCUGACGAGCGUCGAGGGCGUGUUCGCAGCAGGUGAUGUACAGGACAAGAAGUACAGACAGGCCAUCACCAGCGCAGGUUCGGGAUGUAUCGCCGCACUGGAAGCCGAGAAAUGGCUCGCCGAGCAGGAGUCCGAAGAGACGUCUCACGAGCCCGAGGUCAAGAAGUCUCAGGCCAACAGCGUAGUGCCAGAGUACAAAUCGAACCCUCUCCUAUGACUAUGGCGGCGGAUCGCAACGCUCGAACCGAGAAAGAGGCUGCUCUUGCUGCUUGCGGCCACGUGGGCGAUGAGGUCUGCACUGGAUGUGCUACACCGUCGAAAAAAUGCGCCCGAAGUAACGAUGGGUAGGAAGAGGAAGAGGUCGCUUGGAAAUGUGUUCUUUGAAAGAUUUGUGCAUAGACGGGUCUCCGAAGAGUGUUAGAGAAGACCCCCCUGGCCUUUACUUGGCCUGGACGUGAAGAGAUAAAAUGUUCUCGGUAUACUUUUUGCAUUGCGGAACCUGGAAAUAGAGACGUCUUCAAUCGCAGAAAACAUGAUCUAUUGUUUGCACCUUUGCAAUUCGCUUUGCCGAUAACUUAGGGAAUUGAAGAAACG
This is a messenger RNA of Verruconis gallopava, 2017 nucleotides long. Its product is annotated as thioredoxin-disulfide reductase. Bases 573 to 1640 code for a protein of 355 amino acids. Gene Ontology annotation, molecular function: thioredoxin-disulfide reductase (NADPH) activity. Gene Ontology annotation, cellular component: cytoplasm. The transcript is spliced from 4 exons. Gene Ontology annotation, biological process: removal of superoxide radicals. The record is from RefSeq and is a predicted model, not a curated record. NCBI's taxonomy places the organism in Eukaryota, Fungi, Ascomycota, Dothideomycetes, Venturiales, Sympoventuriaceae.